This is a messenger RNA of Pantherophis guttatus, 3281 nucleotides long. Lineage: Eukaryota; Metazoa; Chordata; Lepidosauria; Squamata; Colubridae. The record is from RefSeq and is a predicted model, not a curated record.
GCUCGGGCUCUCAGACUACUUUUCCCAAAUUCCCGGCUGGGAAUUCUGGGAGUUGUAGUUCCGGCGCAUUAGGAGAAAAGAGGAUCUGGCGCUCGUCAGCAGAGGGCGCACAAUUUGUUACAUUCCUGGGUUGGAACUUGAUGGGUCCGGUCACUGAGACCUAUUCAAAGAUGGCCGCUCUUUCUUUCCGCCCUACCUUUCUCUCCCCUCCCCCCAAACCAGGAGACGUUUCCGGUUGUAGUAUUGCGUCAUUGCUCCCCGGGAAAACGGCCGUAUGGCUUCCGCAAUAUGUUGGGCUGGAUACAACUCGCGAAAUGCUCCAGCCGUCCCUGACCAGAUGGAUUAUAUAGGGAUGGAAGCUCAGCAUUCAUGAUGGGCCUUAAAAUGGGUCUCGGCAACCUCUGUUAAUGGGAUUAGUCACAAAGAGGAUGAUUUCUCAAAAUAGCAUUUUAGGAAGGGUGGGGAUUUUAGUCAGCAAAGCUGGAGGACCAGCCAGGGUCAGCAAGGCUACAUAGAAGAGUGGUUCUAAGUGAAGGGGGAGGAGGGGAAUUGGAUUUAAGCAUAAAUUUUUGGAGUACAUCAUGGGCCCUUAUGGGUCUCUGCAUGGCCUGCUGUUGGUGUGAAAUGAAGAAAUGAAAUGUUUUAUUUGAAGCAGAGUGAUAGAAAUACAGAAUCCUUGUAUUCUGCAUUUGAAAUCAUCUAAUAAAACUUUUAAAGCAAGCUAAUUUCAUAGUCUUUGUUUCCAUGUUAUUGAUGCUCAGCUACUUAUUUAAGUCUGUGGUUCUUUAAAAACUUAAAAUUCUUUUGACAAAGUAUUGAGCUUCUGUAAAGUGUGCAUAUAAGAGAUGCCAGUAUGCUUCAUUGAUCAAGAGACCAGCCCUCACCUGUAGGCAGAUCAGUCUGAAUAAAAACUUGAGGAGUAUAAUAUAAUAUACUAAAGUUCUUAUCUAUAUGGAACAUCAAGACUGAUCCCAAUAGACCAUAGAAGCAGAAUUAAGAAAAUAAUAUUCUGAAAACUUCGUUAAACUGGUCCUAGCACUCACUUUUAUAACCGCUGAGUUUUAUAGUGUAAUAUGUACAUGCAAAUAAAAACUUAGCAAAAGCAUUAGGCAAUAAAAAAGUCUUAGUUAAAACACAAAUAACUAACAAUAUAGAUAACCCAGCUGGAUAUAAGAAAAACAUAAUUUGGUAUUGGAACCGGAACUAUUUGGAUAGUUCCAGUAUCAGAAUAUAAACCCUUUGAAAUAGGCCAGAUCAAAAAACAAACACUGCAGGCAUGCCAGAAACCCUUAUUGUAGGAAAUAUCACCUUGUCCAACAGUUUCAUUGUCUCUUUUUAAAGUCAAUAGGUGGGACUAUUCUGAGUUUCUUCCAUCUUUUCUACAUUCCCAGGGCUGAACAAUUGUUUCAUCUUUCUCAUCAUUUCAAGGAGCAUCAUAGAGAAGAAGGCCUUUUAUAGUCGUUCCCUCUCUAACCUCUGCAAAGAGCCACUCAGAAAAGGUCCUUGGAAGACAAAAGUUAGGAACCUGGUGAAUAAUGUACUAAAGGUAGUCCUCAAUUUGUGAUCACAAUUCAGCCUAAAAUUUCUGAUGCUAAGCAAAACAGUUGUCAAAUGUUUCCCUGAGAAAAAAGGAAAAUAGAUUGGAGCUAUGUCUAUUUUCUGCAAAAUCUUACUGAAACCAGAGGUUGAGGAAUAUCUCAGGGCUACAUUUAAAAAUGAUGAGCAAUAUGAAAAUCUUAGUGUUCCAGUUCUACAACAUCCAGAACUUCCUGACAUGUUACUAAUUCCUGUUCUUGGACCCAGAAGGGAUCUGCAAAGAUUGCCAAAUGAAGUAAUUGUUGAUGCACAAUGUGGAAGUGCAGUGCUUCGUGGAGCACAUGUUUAUGCUCCUGGGAUUAUAUCUGCUUCAAAAUUCAUGAAAGCUGGCAGUGUGGUUUCUGUGUACUCUGAUAUUGAAGGGAAAUGCAAAAGAGGAGCCAAAGAGUUUUCCGGGAAUAAAGUUUUCAUUGGAAAUGGGAUUUCAGAACUGAGCCGCAAUGAAAUAUUUACUUCUAAUGGCCCGUUGAAAGGACUGGGAAUAAAAAUGACUGAACCAAUUUACCAUAGUCCCUCAUUUGACAAUAUGUUAUCCAGUUACAUAUUUUUACAGAAUUUGCCUUCAUCAAUUGUGAGUUAUGUUUUAAAUCCUCAGUCAGGACAGAGAGUCUUGGAUAUGUGUGCUGCUCCCGGGGGCAAAACUACCCACCUUGCAACACUAAUGCAUGAUGAGGGGGAAGUGAUAGCGCUGGACAAGAUAGCAGACAGAGUGAAAAAGAUCGAACAAAAUGCUGCAUUACUAAAUUUGAACUGUAUUAAAGCUUUUUGUUAUGAUGGUACUAAGGCACUUACUGAUAGCAAAAUAGAGAAUGGACAAGAAGGACCCCCAUUCUUACCCGAGUCAUUUGACAGGAUACUUCUUGAUGCUCCAUGCAGUGGAAUGGGACAAAGGCCAAAUUUGGCUUAUUCAUGGUCUUUAAAAGAAAUAACUUCCUAUCAGCCUUUACAGCGCAAGCUUUUUAGAGUGGCAGUGCAACUGCUAAAGCCAGGGGGCAUCCUAGUAUAUAGUACAUGCACAAUUACUCUUUCUGAGAACGAAGAACAAGUGGCUUGGGCACUAGAAACUUUUCCUUGCCUCCAACUUAAAUCACAGGAGCCCCAUGUUGGAGGAGAAGGCAUGAUGGGAGCUGGACUGUCACCUGAGCAGCUGAAACUGCUACAGAGAUUUGAUCCAUCUGAAAUUAUUUUGCAGGGAAUUGACUGUUAUUCUUUGCAAAAUGUCAACUAUGAAGAUUUGAUACGUCUAGCAAACAAAGACUGUAUAGGAUUUUUUAUUGCAAAAUUUAUAAAAGUGCAGUGAAAAUUGCUUUAGACAUCAAUGUAAAUAAAUCUAUGCUUUCUUUUUAGCCUUUGGAGUGUUCCAAACUGUGCUUUGUGCUCCAGCUAUGUUGCCAAGCCAACAGCUGAUGACAUAGUUGCCAUAGCAGCAGUAAAAUCAGACAGCUGUUUCUCCUGGGAGAAAUCCUCAGGUUGGAGAAACAAGUCUAAGGAAAUGGGCCAUUGCAAUUUGGAAAGCUUCAAAUUUCAUUUGGUUUUACAUUAACAACAGAUCACUAAUUAUGGAAACUUGUUUGCUCAGUUUGCCCAUAUGGUUUUGUUUACUAUCACAUAUAGUAGUAAUCUUACUUUCAAACUAUACUAUCCUGAGUUCAAAAUAAAGUUUGAAUGGAUUUUAAUACACUUUA